AUGAGACAAAACAAGGUUACUCAAAGUGUGACCAAAGAUCUAACAGGUGUGGCCAUUGCUGCAUGUUUGACAGGUGUCAAUGCAGUUACCGUUCCAGGACUUGAUUCUCUUUCUAAACAAGCUGCCGAACUUGUUAGAAGAGAUUCAUUUCUUGAGCCUGUAUAUGAUACUCUUACGGCUGCUGAUAGUGAUUUCAUUACUUUCCAUUUGAAAAAUUUGACUUCGUUAACAACCAAUUCUUCCAAAUGUAAUUCUUGCAAAACAAGAGUAAAGUUUGCAAAGAAUUUACUUGAAGAAAACCCAGAUAAAUCCCAUUUAAUUUCCCUUCUUGUUUAUAAGCAAUGUCUUCAAGCUAAUAACAAUUCUGAUACCAAAUGUAACUUGAAGGAUUUUUUUAUUACCACCAAUGAAAAGCAUUUCUUUGAUAUCGAUAGUGAAGGUCAGAAAUUUGCUGCUACUGGAACUUCAGCAGUUAACUUUUGGGAUAAUGAUUUCCUUCAUAUGCUUCAAAACUUCAACACUUCAUCAGAUUUAGAUUUGACAUAUUAUUGCUACUACAAAUGGAGCUCUUGUAAUUUACCUGAGACUCCGGAUGUUAAUGAAAUGUUUGGCGUCAAUGAAUGGUAUCCUGAAAAGAAGGAAGAAUACAACUCUCCUCCAAAUUAUACCAACAAUUCAGAUACCUUUAAUGUUUUACAUAUUUCUGAUUUCCAUAUUCAAUUAAGAUACACUUUAGGUUCGGAAAGCAAUUGUUCUGUUACUCCUUGUUGUUUGCCAGAAUCUUAUAACUCCAAGUUGACCACCAAAAAUUACAAUUUCACUACUGCAUUUGAAAACUCUGGUGCUGAUCUUAAUGAAAUUGAUAUUGCAUUUUAUCCUGAUGCUCAUUAUGAUGAUAAUGAUGUCUUUGUACCAGGAUCCUACUAUAAUUUCCCCAAAUAUAGAGGUUGGAGCUAUGUAUCUCAACCAGCUACUACUUGGGGUGGAUACAAAUGUGAUUCUCCGGAAGUUCUUCUCAAUAAUACCAUGAGUUACAUUAAGCUGGCCCAUGGUGAUAAGGAAUUCGAAUUCACUAUAUUCACUGGUGAUUUGGUUGAUCAUGAUAAGAUCCACUGUUCCCCAGAUGCAACUAAAGAAGCAGAAACCAAGUGCUUCAGUAUUAUGAAACAUUAUUUAGGUGACAUCCCAGUGUUAGCUUCUUUGGGUAAUCAUGAUACUUUCCCUUACGGUCAAUUAUCACCAAUUGAUUAUGAAUUCAACAACUCCUAUAACUGGGAUUCUGAUCUCAUUAAUCAAAUCUAUUUAGACAACAAAUGGAUGAAUGAUAAUGUUAGUAUUGAAUCACUCAGAUCCCAUUAUUCAGGGUUUGCCUAUGAAUCUAAACGUGGGUUGAAGGUCAUCUCCUUGAAUUCCAACGCUUAUUAUCAAAAGAACUUAUGGUCUUACAUCAACCUUUCCACUAAUGCCGAUGCGUUUGGUCAAUGGGAGUUUCUUAUCAAUGAAUUAGUUGAAUCUGAAUCUAAAGGUCAAAGAGUCUGGCUUAUGGCUCAUAUUCCAAGUGGUGAUUUCGAUGCAUUACCCAUUCAAUCCAAGAUCUUUGCUCAAAUUGUUGAACGGUUUUCUCCUUAUACCAUUGCCAAUGUCUUUUUUGGCCAUACUCAUCAAGAUGAGUUUAAGAUUCUUUAUUCCACCAAUUCCUCCAAGGAGAUUGAAGAUGUAAUUAAUAUGGCUUGGAUUGUCCAAUCGGUGACUCCUUUGGCCAACUAUAACCCUUCUUGGAGAUACUAUGAAGUUGAAAAUGAAUCGUUUAACAUCAUAAACUCCUACAGUUACUACACCCAACUUAAUGAAACUUUUGUCGAUGGUGCACUGGAACCAAAAUGGUUGUUUGAAUAUUCCCUUAGAGACACUUAUGAUCCAGAACACUCAUGGCCAACAGAUGCUCCAUUAAACUCUACAUUUUUCCAUAAAUACUUGAUGGAGAACUUAAAAAACCAAACUGAUAUCUCUUUCAAUCAAAAGUAUACGGAUAUAAGAUUCCGUCAUUCUCCAUUCAUUGAUGAUUGCUCCAACGGAACUGUUGUUUCAGAUGACUGCUACAACUCCAAUUGGUGUGCUACAUCCAACUUCCUUUCAGAUGAGUACAUCAAUUGUCAACGUUAG
Molecule: messenger RNA, 2163 nt
Organism: Lizanozyma spartinae
Lineage: Eukaryota; Fungi; Ascomycota; Pichiomycetes; Serinales; Debaryomycetaceae
Product: PPN1 endopolyphosphatase family protein
Exons: 3
Coding region: 1-2163 (720 amino acids)
Molecular function (GO): hydrolase activity
Source: RefSeq, a predicted model, not a curated record